Messenger RNA from Cylicostephanus goldi, 509 nucleotides. NCBI's taxonomy places the organism in Eukaryota, Metazoa, Nematoda, Chromadorea, Rhabditida, Strongylidae. The record is from the annotation of a GenBank genome assembly.
AUGUUUUCUAGCAGCCGGCAUGCUUCAUCGCCUGAUUCGUUUCAUGACCAUGAAGACCUGCUCGGUCCGAGUUGUUUAGACUCAAAUCAGCACAAACAUGAGAACAAUAACGUUGAUCCCAUGCUUGAGCGAUUGACGACAUUGGAGAAUAACUUGACGUUGCUGUUAAGCCGUGCUGAAAUUGAGCCGUAUGCAUCGCUAGAUGACGCAUUAGCAGCGCCAAGUCGUUUCCAUCAACCCAUUAGUGUCAGAAUUACCGACCCAAUUGCCUCGCCAAAGCCGGGGAUGGAUGAGAAUAAAAUGCCUUUUUGGAGAUCGCGAAUCAUUGCGUUGUAUAUCGAUUGGGCAAAAUCAUUUGCGUGCUUUAGGAAUCUACCCCAUGCUGACAAGGUGAUUUAUUGGCUUUGUUUUUUUUUAAAUUUACAAACGCAGUUGAUCACGUUUUAUGAACUGCAGAUCUACAUUUUCUAUGCAGUUUUGAUCUUUGCUUUUCUCGUUUGUUGCUGAGU